Condylostylus longicornis is the source of this 655-nucleotide messenger RNA. RefSeq names its product 60S ribosomal protein L12 (gene RpL12). Lineage: Eukaryota; Metazoa; Arthropoda; Insecta; Diptera; Dolichopodidae. The coding region runs from base 130 to 627 and encodes 165 amino acids. Gene Ontology annotation, molecular function: structural constituent of ribosome; large ribosomal subunit rRNA binding. Gene Ontology annotation, biological process: translation. Gene Ontology annotation, cellular component: ribosome; cytosolic large ribosomal subunit. The transcript is spliced from 2 exons. The record is from RefSeq and is a predicted model, not a curated record.
AUUUUACAUAAAACAGAAGAGGGCGGACAUAUAUUUAAUAAAAAUAGAAACAUAACCCAAUUUUUUAUGAUAUUUGCGACUUCCUUUUCCUUUUGAAAAUCCAGACUACAGUUGUAAGGAUUUAAAACCAUGCCGCCAAAAUUUGACCCGACUGAAAUUAAAUUAGUUUACCUCCGCUGUGUUGGUGGUGAAGUGGGAGCUACAUCAUCGUUGGCUCCUAAAAUUGGUCCACUUGGUUUAUCACCAAAGAAAGUAGGUGAUGAUAUUGCUAAAGCCACAGCAGAUUGGAAAGGAUUAAAAAUUACAGUUUGUUUGACUAUUCAAAACAGGCAAGCUGCCAUUUCUGUGGUGCCUUCAGCUGCAUCGCUUAUCAUUAAAGCGCUAAAAGAACCACCAAGAGAUAGAAAAAAAGUAAAGAAUAUUAAACAUAAUGGCAACGUGUCUUUUGAUGAUAUUUUACAAGUUGCAAGAACCAUGAGACCAAGAUCAAUGGCUCGUGAACUUUCGGGCACAGUAAAAGAAGUUUUAGGAACUGCUCAGAGUGUUGGGUGUACAAUAGAUGGUCAACAUCCCCAUGAUGUUAUAGAAAGCAUUAACAAUGGAGAAAUUGAAGUUCCAGCAGAAUAAAUAUAUUAAAACUUAUAUUUAAAUUGAA